GCGCUCCAAGGCCAAGGCCGAGCGCGAGGCGUCCCCCGCCGACCUCCCCAUCGACCCCAACGAGCCCACGUACUGCCUGUGCAGCCAGGUGUCCUACGGGGAGAUGAUCGGCUGCGACAACGACGAGUGCCCCAUCGAGUGGUUCCACUUCUCGUGCGUGGGGCUCGGCCACAAACCCAAGGGCAGGUGGUACUGCCCCCGGUGCCGCGGGGAGAGCGAGAAGACCAUGGACAAGGCCCUGGAGAAGUCCAAGAGGGAGCGGGCGUGCAGCCGGUAG
Carlito syrichta (Philippine tarsier) is the source of this 277-nucleotide messenger RNA. RefSeq names its product inhibitor of growth protein 1. Lineage: Eukaryota; Metazoa; Chordata; Mammalia; Primates; Tarsiidae. Gene Ontology annotation, biological process: positive regulation of DNA-templated transcription. The transcript has a single exon. The annotation marks the transcript as partial. Gene Ontology annotation, cellular component: nucleus. The record is from RefSeq and is a predicted model, not a curated record.